AUGCAUCGCUCAGGUGGAGAGAGAGGGAGAGAGACACCCGACACACCGACCGACACACCGACCGCCCCGCGCUCACUCAGCCUAUGCACUGGUGGAGCGCUGCCCGGUGGCUCUCUGUGCUUUCUACCAGGCGUCCCUGCCGCCCUGUGCGCACAUUGGACCUGUCUGGACCGAGAGGAAGGUCAAAAGGCGAAGAGACAACAAGUGGAGCUACCCGCAGACACAGGAGGGUUUUAUCCGUGCAGGACUGGGCACAAGUGAAAUCACCUGUCUGGAGGCGAUAGUAAGACUUUUAUGCAGACAAGUUAACUUUUUUAAAUCUGGAAUAAUGUGCAGUACCUGCGUGAAUCACAACAGGUGGUUUUUAAUGUAAAGAAGGAAUAGAAAACGGAACUUUUUGCACCUGAAUCCAGCAGGAGAUGCGUCUUUGCGCGUCCCGAAAGACAAAAGUGAUGUGAUGCGUUUUGGGAACUGAGUAACACAGCUGUUUGGAUGGACGAGCUCUGCAGCUGAAAGUGAGAAAAAAGUUCCUUUAAAGUUUCACUUAAAAAAAAAAGAAAGAAAAGAAGAAGAAUAGGACGGAGAAGCCCAGAGGAGAGAGAGGGAUAUGGAUGGUGCUGGGUCUGAAACCCGUGUGUCGGAGCAGCCUGCAGCUGGGAUGCACUGUGCAUCUGAGCCGCGACGUUUCACACCAUGAUACGGGUGCAAAACGGCACCUGACCACGACUGUCACAUACCUGAAGCCAAAUCCACAAGGAUCUACUAUGUCCUCACUACUGAUGAGGAAGCUGACUCUGUGCCAGGCCCUGACCUUUGUCCUGCUGCUGGUCGCUCCCGUCUGCCUGUCGUCCCCGCAGAGCUCUUGGAUUUCUGCGUGGGGUCCUUCCGGUGAGGCCUCAUCAGGUCGUCCGGCUCGUGCCCGGCGGCAGCUGCACUUCAGGAACGAGUGGGCGACGUGGAACGGCUGGUCUUUGUGCUCACGUAGCUGUGGGAGCGGAGCCUCAGUGAGGACACGCACCUGCAUCACCAGAAACCCAGUGGGUGGACCAUGUGCUGGAGAUCCCAGACAAUACAAGAUCUGCAACACCAAGGAGUGUCCCCCCAGCUCAGAGGAUUUCAGAGAGAUGCAGUGUGCUGCCUUCAAUGACAGACCAUUAGUGGCUGGAAACUCCUUCAGAUGGACCACCUUUCAUGGAGGCUCUAACCCCUGUGAACUGAGCUGCCUGGCCUUGGGUCACAACUUCUACUACAACUUUGGCCGUGUGCUCGAUGGCACAGCCUGCGAAAAGGAGCCUGGAGCAGUGUGUGUCAACGGACGCUGCCUGAAGCCUGGCUGUGACUCCAUCUUGGGUUCAAAGCAGCAGGAGGACGCCUGCAUGGUGUGUGGAGGACAAAACUCCACCUGUCUGCACCACAAGAGCGUGUACCAGAGCAACGGUCUGGAGGCAGGCGGACCUUUUGGAUACAACGAAGUGGCCAUGAUACCAGCUGGAGCCACUCACAUCCGAGUCACAGAUAACAGCAGGAAUUAUCUAGCCCUCCAGAACGGUCGCUCCCAGUUUGUGAUCAAUGGUAACUGGAAGAUCAGCAUUCCAGGAGAGUACAAUGUAGCCGGAACGAAGCUGCUGUACCGGCGCUCGGCAGACACGUGGGAGAGCUUCGAGGUACCAGGACCCACCCGGGAAGACCUCCAUCUAAUGGUGCUGGCAACAGACAGCAACCCAGGUAUCGAGUACGAGUACUGGUUGCCACCAGACCAGUAUGCCCUCUACCAUGGGAGGAGGAGUCCACUGCGUCAAGCUCACCACAGUGCCAACUACCUCCCCUGGGAUGAACCCGCCACUACAACCACAACCACCACCAGCACCAGCACUACCACCACCCGGGCUCCUCCUGUCACCACCCGACCACACUGGUUUUUAAGGCCUGUGAAGCCGCCGCGCCAAUCGCCCCACCACAACCGCCACCAGCGCCCCCACCAGCCAAUCCUUCCCCGCCUGGAGCGGGAGGAGAACCACAGAAACCUCUUGCCUCAGCCCUCACCCGGAAAGAAUUGUGGGAAAUGUCAGCGGGUUAAAGGUCGAAGGGAACGCCAGAGACAAUAUUGCCAGAAGGACUUUGUUUUCCGGGGCAGAGUCCUUGGGAAGCUGUACAGAGGCGAGGAGACGCGUUAUGACAUCCAGAUCAUCCACACUUACCGGAACGGCUACCGCCUGGAGCACCGGGAGUUCUUAUGGGCCCCUAAUUUGUGUGACUGCCCCCACCUGGAGGAAGGGAAACAGUACAUACUGAUGGUGCGCCGUCACAUUAACUAUGAGCACACUCUAAACCGCAUCCUGCUGGAGGAGGACAGCUACGUGGUGCCGUACAGACCCAGAGAGGACGAACUGCUCCGACCGCUCGAAAGACUCUGCAGCAACAGAGGACCCAAACAGCCAGCAGGACUGAGGGGAUGAGUGCAGAGAUUCUGUGUGUGU
This is a messenger RNA of Morone saxatilis (striped sea-bass), 2477 nucleotides long. RefSeq names its product ADAMTS like 5 (gene adamtsl5). Gene Ontology annotation, molecular function: metalloendopeptidase activity; protein binding. The transcript is spliced from 13 exons. Gene Ontology annotation, cellular component: extracellular matrix. Lineage: Eukaryota; Metazoa; Chordata; Actinopteri; Moronidae. The record is from RefSeq and is a predicted model, not a curated record. Bases 612 to 2456 code for a protein of 614 amino acids. Gene Ontology annotation, biological process: extracellular matrix organization.